Molecule: messenger RNA, 980 nt
Organism: Bufo gargarizans (Asiatic toad)
Lineage: Eukaryota; Metazoa; Chordata; Amphibia; Anura; Bufonidae
Product: carcinoembryonic antigen-related cell adhesion molecule 1-like
Exons: 4
Coding region: 96-980 (294 amino acids)
Source: RefSeq, a predicted model, not a curated record
GGAAAAAUUAAUUCCAAUUCCUAAUCCUCGGACUAUAGAGGAUAAAGCAACACAAACUCUGAGCAGAGACCUGGUGUGGAGACACAGAAGCGAUCAUGGAGAGCACCCCGAGAUGUCCCUUCAUCCUCUCGCUCAUCACACUUAUGUUGGCGUCAGGUGUAGUGAUGCCAGUCGUUUCUAUGGAUCUGGUGGACGGCACGCUGGGACGUUCAGUGCACUUCGUUAUACCCGUGGCCUUGCCCUCUCAGUACAGAAUAGACUGGAAUUGUGGGCACGCUGGAAAGGUUAUUGUUAUUGCGAGGCUGACACAUGGGGGAUCUCCGCAGUACAAUCCUAUUUAUGGGGGGAGAAGUGAAAUGCUCGGAAACGGCACGUUGAGGCUGGAUAACAUCUCGUCUGAGGAUGUGGGCACAUACAAAGUGAAGGUAUUCAAUCCCGAAACAUUCACCUCCUAUAUCCACCGCUAUCAGCUGAACGUCUAUGCCACACUCACCGCCCCGGUUCUCCGCUCCAUUGAUGCCAACAGACUCAUUAUUAGUGGCACUGAUAUGACCCUCCAUUGUGACGCCGGGGACCAGACUGUGACUACUUACACCUUCUACCGUGGUCAGAAGAUGAUCUGUUCUGAGCCCCAUGUCACCUGCAGGGGAUCAUCCUUGAACCUCACUCCGAUAUCUGGGGAUGACAGUGGAUCCUACACCUGCCGCAUCGAGAACCCGGUCAGCUCCUACACCAGCGACCCCAUCCCUGUGACCGUAUCAGCUCAGGGUUCAGCCAUUGCCUUCUCCUGGAGCCUGGAUGGAAAACCAGUGUCCUCAAAGCCUCCAUAUUACAUUACUGAGAGCGAUUCUCCUCCGUACUCCAGUUUGACCAUCAGCCCGGUCUCCAGGAACGACAUUGGACCCUUCACCUGUACAGCAUCCAACUUGCUGAAUAGCGAGACCAGCAAUGAACUUAACCUCAGUCUGAAUUGUGAGUAA